ACCACCACCAAUUCACACAUGAGUCAAUAUCCUGUUCCUCCACCUUCUUACGGCGCCACUGUACCUUCACCGAAAAGUCCUACCGCUGGCGAUAGCCUCAGGGAGCCGUUGUUGGGUAGCCCAAGAUUCGAAGCCGGUUCAAGCUCUGGAGGGAUCUACAACCAGCCCAGUCCUGGAGAACUCCCUGAUGAUUUCAAAUAUGGUGUGACUGUUUCAGAGAGUUCCCCCGAGAUCAGGAAUGCAUUCGUGAGAAAGGUGUACACGAUCCUUUUUUCACAGAUCCUUGCUACCACCAUUGUAGGCGGUGUGAUUUCUCAAUCCCAGUCUACCGUGUUUUGGGUCCAGACACAUGCCUGGUCGUUCUAUGUCCCUCUCUUCGGUACCCUCGUCGUCUUAGGUUUGCUUUACUGGAAGCGUCACAACCAUCCUCUCAACAUCGGCCUCCUAUCUCUCUUUACUGUUCUGGAAGCGUUCACGCUUGGCGUUGUCACGGCGUUCUAUGACAAUGUAAUCGUGAUGCAGGCCCUGUUGAUCACGACUGGCGUCUUUUUAGGCCUAACGCUGUUCACUCUGCAGUCCAAGUAUGACUUCUCAGGACUUGGACCAUGGUUGUUCGGUGGUCUUAUCGCUCUGCUGAUGACUGGGCUCGUAGGAGUGUUCCUGCCUUUCAGCCGCACCAUGGAUCUCGUCUUUGCCAUUGGCGGAACGCUCCUUUUCAGUGGAUAUGUCGUCUACGACACAUACAUCAUCAACAGCCGACUUUCCCCUGACGAGUACAUCAUGGGCGCUAUCAGUCUGUACCUCGAUUUCAUCAAUCUCUUCCUCAACAUCCUACGCCUUUUGAACAAUGUCCAGGAGCGGUGAUACGUUGUUGAAUUAGUCUCUUUAGGCUUCUUUAUGCACGACUGAUAAUCUUCUUUCUCAUCGGAACUUGUAUUGUAAUACGUGUGUGGCAAGAUAUCUCUGGUUUACUGACUG
Heterobasidion irregulare TC 32-1 is the source of this 978-nucleotide messenger RNA. RefSeq lists its product as uncharacterized. Bases 19 to 864 code for a protein of 281 amino acids. Lineage: Eukaryota; Fungi; Basidiomycota; Agaricomycetes; Russulales; Bondarzewiaceae. The record is from RefSeq and is a predicted model, not a curated record. Gene Ontology annotation, cellular component: membrane. The transcript is spliced from 9 exons.